Molecule: messenger RNA, 1263 nt
Organism: Mucor velutinosus
Lineage: Eukaryota; Fungi; Mucoromycota; Mucoromycetes; Mucorales; Mucoraceae
Exons: 4
Coding region: 1-1263 (420 amino acids)
Source: RefSeq, a predicted model, not a curated record
AUGACGCUUCUACCUCAAGAUUACUUACGCACACUAAAAUCCAUUCGUGAAAGAUGCUUGCAAGUGUAUGAAAAGGGACAACGCGGUGAAUUAACUUGCUUUGAACUACACCAAGACGCAUUGCCUGCUAUUGUAGACCAUGUCACUGAAACCACGCAACGCCGGUACCCAGAUCUUGACAAGAUACCCCCUCAUUCAAGACUGAGGCAUUUUGAUGCUAAGCAAUUCCAAGCAUUGCGUGAUCGUUGGCAAGAACAAGGCGUGGAUGCAGUUGAACAAGCACGUCGAUUGAUCGAUUUGGUUAUUGUGUCUGUACUUGUGGAUGCUGGAGCAGGUCAAGCCUGGAAGUACAAGGCAGUAAACGGAGAGCUUGUCGGAAGGUCAGAAGGUCUUGCUUUAGCUUCUUUCGAUAUGUUCUUGGAAGGCUAUUUCUCUAGCUCGAAACAAGUGCCUGAUCGUGUGGAUGUGAAGGGAUUGGAUGCCAUUACUCUGCAACGCAUGACGGAUGGCUUUCAAGUCACGGAUGAGAAUCCUAUGGUAGGUUUGGAGGGUCGAUCCAAUCUGCUAAAGAGAUUAGCAAAGGCUAUAGAGGAUCAACCUACCUACUUUCCCUCCGUCAAUGGUGAGCCACAAAGGCCUGGCAACCUGAUUGACUUUGUGUUGUCCUCUGUCGAACACAAUUCUCAAACCAAAAAUGUACGCAUUGAAAAGCUAUGGGAGGCCGUCAUGAGCCUUGGAGAGAUGUGGCCUGCGCGUGUAAAGAUCAAUGGUAUCCAACUAGGCGAUGUUUGGCCUUGCGCUUCGUUGACUGAUUUGGGAAAUCAUGAGAACUUGGUUCCUUUCCACAAGUUGUCUCAAUGGCUUACUUACUCACUCGUCGAAGCUAUGGAGCUCUCGCUGGGCAUUGCCAUUGAAGGCAUGGAGCAAAUGACAGGCUUACCUGAAUAUCGUAACGGCGGAUUACUGGUAGAUUAUGGACUUUUGAAGCUGAAACCUGCACAAGUAGAGCGUGGCACUGUCACUCCUGGAAGCUUACCUACAUUUGAAGGUUCUGACCCAGUCAUUGUGGAGUGGCGUGCCUUGACCGUAGUGUAUUUAGACAAGAUCAAGCAAGGCGUUGAGGACAAACUGGGCUGCAAACUGCAAUUGGCUCAAGUGUUGGAGGGAGGUACCUGGACAGCAGGAAGAGAGAUUGCCGCCAAAUUGAGACCCAAAGAUGGUGGGCCACCUAUCGUGAUCAAGAGCGAUGGAACUAUCUUUUAA